This is a messenger RNA of Bactrocera oleae (olive fruit fly), 1020 nucleotides long. RefSeq names its product cuticle protein 8. Gene Ontology annotation, cellular component: extracellular matrix. The record is from RefSeq and is a predicted model, not a curated record. NCBI's taxonomy places the organism in Eukaryota, Metazoa, Arthropoda, Insecta, Diptera, Tephritidae.
CGACGAAAAUAUACCAAAGUAGACGGAAUAAAUAUGUUCAACAUAUCAAUAUUUUCGUUAAAACAAUCAAAAUACUAAGUAUGAACUUUUGCAUUCAAAUUAAGUAUUUGAAAGUUGAAGCAAUUAAUGAAGUAAGGGCUGUGAAAAGGUCAUUCUAAUACAUUUAAUAAUUUUUGGCUUUAUCUUACAAUGAAACUUAACUUUGUGUAUCUCAUUAAGACACCGUAACGGUAUAUUUAGUGAAACGAUUUGUGAUUGAAGCCUUCAUAAUCAAUUUAGUGAUAUUUAAAGUUUACGAAAAUGUUUGCAUAUAAAUAGCAACUCGAAACAGCAGUUCGACAUCAGUCAAGCACUGCAUUCAGAUAGAGUUAGUGAACACCCAAAGUCUAGCUAUUGAGUUAUAAAUACCAUAAAUCUAACAAAAUGCAAAUAUUUUCGUGUUUCGCCAUCACCGCUGCCGCACUUUUUGGUGUCGCUUGUGCAGGAUACAUUCCACACGGACACGCCUCCAGUUACGCCUCGGUUGUGCAACACACUGACGGUCACCACGGUUAUGGCAGUCACGACAACUCUCUGCAUUAUGCUGGACAUGGUUAUGCUCACCACGACUUCCAGGAUCACCACUAUGAGCACCAUGAGCCCCACCACUAUCCCAAAUACACUUUCGAAUAUGGCGUAAAGGACGCACAUACCGGUGAUCAUAAGAGCCAAUUGGAGCACCGUGAUGGUGAUCAUGUCAAGGGAGGAUAUACCCUGGCGGAAGCUGAUGGCACCACACGCGUUGUAGAGUACACCGCCGACGAUCACAAUGGCUUCAACGCUGUUGUCAAGAAAAUCGGCCAUGCCCACCAUCCUCAGGCAUAUUAUCAUGGCGCUUAUAACAGCCACUUCUGAAAUAUUUGAUAUCUCUUAAGGACAGUCCCAACAAAUUCAGACCCACUCAACUAGAUUUUAGUGUCAAUAAUUGUUAUACCUUUAAACUAAAGCAAUUUAGAAUAAAUGUUGAAUUUAAUGCAAACA